Molecule: messenger RNA, 2394 nt
Organism: Vanderwaltozyma polyspora DSM 70294
Lineage: Eukaryota; Fungi; Ascomycota; Saccharomycetes; Saccharomycetales; Saccharomycetaceae
Gene: FUN30
Product: DNA-dependent ATPase FUN30
Exons: 1
Cellular component (GO): nucleus
Molecular function (GO): chromatin binding; ATP binding; ATP-dependent chromatin remodeler activity
Source: RefSeq, a predicted model, not a curated record
AUGAUCAAAUUUUACAUUUAUUCAAUAGUGCAGAACCCAAUGGAUAUUGCUGAUUUGGCAGAAUUUUCAUGGAAAAAAGCAAAAAUUAUCGUUUCAAGUAGACCGUUAAAAAGAUUAAAUGAUUUCUCUUCAAAAGAAUUUCUAACUGAAGCUGAAAAGGAAAAACAAGCUUCAAAACAAUCAAAAAGAAAGUAUCGUGGUAAUAAUCACAAAAAUGAAAGUGAAAGAUUAUUAGAUAAAAUAGCUCAAUCAAUCAAAGGUUAUAAUGCUAUCGAAUCCUUAAUUAAAAAAUGUUCCUCAUAUGGUUCCUCAUUAUCAGUCCAAAUGAAAAAAUGGGGUCUGGAUUUACAAAAUGUCGAUAGUAAUGGUGAAUUAGACAUGAUGGCCUUAGAUACAGAUGACCAAAAUAAAGCUGUUGUGGAUGAAUUCGAUAAUGGUAGUGAAACAGUAACUCCUGAGGUCACUCCGAGCGCUACAUUAUUACAAAAGAUGAAAUCCAAGAAAUCUGAAGGUGAAGGUGAAGGUGAAGGUGAAGCUAAAAGUGACAUCGAAUUUGAUGAAGAUGAAAUUCCUGAAUCUGAAGAAGAUGAUGAAGAUUAUGAUGAGAUGGUAAGCACCAGAAAGAGAUCUACCAGAAGUGGUGUCAGCAUUCAAAAGAACCGUGUCGUCAAAUAUUUUAGAGGCAAACCAAGAUUAUUAUCAUCUGAUAUUAGUUUAAAGGAUUACCAACAGAUGGGUAUCAAUUGGUUAAAUCUAUUAUAUCAGAAUCAUAUGUCCUGUAUUUUAGCAGAUGAUAUGGGUUUAGGUAAGACCUGUCAAGUCAUUUCAUUUUUAGCUUAUUUAAAGCAAAUCGAACAACCAGGACCUCACUUAAUUGUAGUUCCAUCAUCUACUUUAGAAAAUUGGUUGAGGGAGUUUCAAAAAUUCUGUCCUAAUUUAAAAAUUGAACCUUAUUAUGGUUCUCAACAAGAAAGAGCCGAUUUAAGAGAUAUUUUGGAAGAGAACGAUGGACAGUAUGAUGUCAUUGUUACUACCUAUAAUUUAGCAGCAGGUAAUAAGCAUGAUGUUUCAUUUCUAAGAAACCGUAAUUUUAAUGUAAUUGUAUAUGAUGAAGGCCACAUGUUGAAAAAUUCAAUGUCAGAAAGGUUUUCAAAAUUGAUGAGGAUUGAUGCUAACUUUAGACUGCUUUUGACUGGUACACCAUUACAAAAUAACUUGAGAGAACUUAUGUCUCUAUUAGAGUUCAUUAUGCCUUCCUUAUUUGAAUCUAAAAAGGAUUCUUUGGCUACUAUCUUUAAGCAAAGGGCCAAAACUAGUGAUUCUGGUAAAGAUCAUAACCCGUUGUUAGCCCAAGAAGCCAUUAAUAGAGCUAAAACUAUGAUGAAACCAUUUAUCCUGAGAAGACGUAAAGAUCAAGUAUUAAAGCAUUUACCAGCAAAGCAUAAACACAUUGCAUAUUGUACUUUGAAUGAAGAUCAAAGAGAGAUCUACAACAAGGAAGUAAAAAUUGUAAUGGACCAUAAGAAAAUGAUAAAGGAGGGCUUACUUCCAGAGGAUCCUAAAGAGAGAAGUAAAAUACAAACUUCAAGCUCUAAAAAUUUGAUUAUGUCACUACGGAAAGCCUCCAUCCAUCCAUUAUUGUUCAGACACAUAUUCAAUGAUGAAAUUAUAGACAAAAUGAGUGAUGCUAUCUUAGACGAACCUCAAUAUGCAGAAAAUGGUAACAAGGAAUAUAUCAGAGAAGAUAUGAGUUAUAUGUCUGAUUUUGAAUUACAUACUUUAUGUUGUAACUUCCCAAAAACAUUAUCGAAAUAUAAACUAGAUGAGAAAGCAUGGGCUAAUUCUGGUAAAGUUGAAAAGCUAUGUGAAUUACUAAAAGAUAUAAUUUCAGUUAAAAAGGAGAAAGUUUUGGUUUUUUCAUUGUUCACCCAAGUUUUGGAUAUUUUAGAAAAAGUAUUAUCGAGUUUAAAUUAUAAAUUUUUAAGACUAGACGGUUCAACUCAAGUUAACGAUCGUCAAUCUCUAAUUGAUAAAUUUUAUGAAGAUGACACAAUUCCUAUUUUUAUUUUAUCAACAAAAGCUGGUGGGUUUGGGAUUAAUUUAGUUUGUGCCAAUAAUGUAAUUAUCUUUGAUCAAAGUUUCAAUCCACAUGAUGACAGGCAAGCUGCUGAUAGAGCUCAUCGUGUUGGCCAAACAAAGGAAGUCAAUAUAACCACAUUAAUUACUAAGGACUCUAUUGAGGAGAAAAUUCUGCAAUUGGCCAAAAACAAGCUUGAUUUGGAUACCCACGUCAGUGAAGAUGAUAAAAAAGGUCAAGAUGCAUUAGAAAGUAAAGUUAGCAAUAUCUUAGAGGAUAUUAUUUUCGAUGAAAACAUCGAAAAAAAAUCAGAAUAA